AUGGGAAGUUGCGUUUGCACACCGGCCAAAGCAGGCUUGCUACACAGAAAACACAGAGAUCAGCUGGUCAAGCCCAUACCUGCUUACGUCGACUCGCCGAGCCACCACCGUGGGAGCCACAAGGUGCUUGACAAGACCGACGGAGACAACAUCUUCAACAAGUACAGGUUAGGCAAGGAGUUGGGGCGUGGGGAGUUUGGUAUCACGCACCAAUGCGUGGACUCCAAGACCGGCGAGACCUUUGCUUGCAAGAUGAUAUCCAAGAGUAAGUUGAAGACGGAGAUUGACAUCGAAGACGUGAGGAGGGAGGCCGAGAUCAUGAAGCGUUUGCCUAACCACCCCAAUAUUGUCACCUUCAAGGAGGCUUAUGAGGACAAGGAUGCAGUUUAUCUUGUCAUGGAGCUCUGCGAGGGUGGUGAGCUUUUCGAUAGGAUCGUCACCAAAGGCCAUUACACAGAGCGCGCCGCCGCUCAUGUUACCAAGACAAUUCUUGAGGUCUGCAAGGUUUGCCACGAGAAUGGAGUGAUUCAUCGAGACCUGAAACCCGAGAAUUUCCUUUUUGCAGAUAGUAGUGAAAAUGCACAGUUAAAGGCAAUUGAUUUUGGCCUUUCUGUAAUUUUUGAACCAGGUCAGAGAUUUUCUGAAAUUGUUGGAAGUCCAUAUUACAUGGCUCCGGAGGUUCUGCGACGGAAUUAUGGGCAUGAAGUUGAUGUUUGGAGCGCAGGAGUUAUCCUCUAUAUCCUACUUUGUGGAGUUCCUCCAUUUNUUCCAGAAACUGAAGAAGGAAUUGCACAGGCUAUUAUUCGGGGUAAAAUUGAUUUUCAGAAGGAUACAUGGCAAAAGGUUUCUGAGGAAGCAAAAUUAUUAGUGAAGAAUAUGCUGGACCCGAAUCCUUACAACAGACUCACAGUUGAAGAAGUCCUUGAUCAUCCCUGGAUACGAAAUGCAAAUGAAGUUUCGGAUGUUCCGCUGGGAGAAAAUGUCGGAUUAAGGAUCAAGCAGUUCACAUUGAUGAACAAGUUUAAGAAGAAAGUUCUGAGAGUGGUCGCAGACAACUUGCCAGAUGAACAAAUAGAAGGAAUCAGACAGAUAUUUAACAUGAUGGACACGGAUAACAAUGGAGACUUAACUUUUGAAGAGCUUAGAGAUGGUCUUCUCAAGAUUGGGCACCAAGUCACUGAUCCUGAUGUGCAUAUGUUAAUUGAUGCUGCGGAUGUCGAUGGAAGUGGCACACUGAACUGUGACGAGUUCGUUAUGGUGUCUGUUCACUUGAAAAAGAUAAGCAGUGACGAACUUCUUGCGCAAGCUUUUAGCUAUUUUGAUAAGAACAACAGCAACUAUAUUGAGUUUGAUGAGUUAAAAGAAGCAUUGCUGGAUGAUCAACUGGGGCCAGCUAAUGAGCAGGUGAUACAAGACAUCAUAUUUGACGUGGACUUGGACAAGGACGGGCGAAUCAGUUAUGAGGAGUUUAAAGCAAUGAUGAAAACUGGUAUGGAUUGGAAAAUGGCUUCUCGUCAAUAUUCAAGAGCAAUGCUAAACGUACUUAGCCGAAAAUUGUUAAAAGACAAAUCGAUCCAAGUGAAUUAA
Fragaria vesca subsp. vesca is the source of this 1587-nucleotide messenger RNA. RefSeq names its product calcium-dependent protein kinase 24-like. The record is from RefSeq and is a predicted model, not a curated record. The coding region runs from base 1 to 1587 and encodes 528 amino acids. Gene Ontology annotation, cellular component: cytoplasm; nucleus. NCBI's taxonomy places the organism in Eukaryota, Viridiplantae, Streptophyta, Magnoliopsida, Rosales, Rosaceae. The transcript is spliced from 8 exons. Gene Ontology annotation, biological process: protein autophosphorylation; intracellular signal transduction; peptidyl-serine phosphorylation. Gene Ontology annotation, molecular function: calcium-dependent protein serine/threonine kinase activity; calcium ion binding; ATP binding.